Messenger RNA from Pseudogymnoascus verrucosus, 1178 nucleotides. RefSeq lists its product as uncharacterized. The transcript is spliced from 2 exons. Gene Ontology annotation, molecular function: dioxygenase activity. The record is from RefSeq and is a predicted model, not a curated record. NCBI's taxonomy places the organism in Eukaryota, Fungi, Ascomycota, Leotiomycetes, Thelebolales, Thelebolaceae. The coding region runs from base 71 to 1054 and encodes 327 amino acids.
CUCUAUAUUUUAACAUUGAUAAUUUGAUCCGUUCUAGGUAAGCUCUGAUCGUCGUUGCUUCAUAACCAUCAUGACUACUUCAUUUACAACGCUCCCGAUUGUUUCACUGUCGGCUCUAUCCGACCCGCAGUCCGACCCAGAGGCUCUCUCUGCGCUUUCGUCAAAGCUCAACGAUGUCUUCUCCACCACUGGAUUUGCAUAUCUCGUGGAUCUUCCCCUAACAUACACCCACAAAGAUGUAUUUAGUCUCUGCAAUUCGUUUUUCGGGUCAAAGGGCCUUACAGCGGAUGAAAAGAUAAGACUUGCAAAGAAAACAUUUGUUAAGUCUAAUACAAAUACAUAUAGGGGAUACUUCCCGCCCCAAGUAGGCAGCGAUAACCUAAAGGAAGGCUUUGAGAUCGGUUCUCCAACCUCAACUGUAUCACUAUCGAAGCGACCCACCAAGUUCAAUCUAACCGAACCCAAUGUCUGGCCAACUGGCCAUCAAGAGUUCCAGCAUCGUGCUGAGACCCUCUACGAAGAACUUCAGAGCAUGUCUGCACGUCUUCUUACCGUUCUAGCAGGCUCGUUGGGACAAGUGCCCGAGUACUUUGAUUCUUACCUGAAAGACUCCCUUAGCACUCUUAGAUUACUGCACUAUCCUCCUCUUCCAAAGGAGAAGAAGGAACAAGAGCUCAUUUGCACCCCCCACACCGAUUCUGGGAUUUUAACCAUCCUUCACCAGGAUUCCACUGGUGGGUUGGAAGUUCUUAACUCGGAUGGCGAGUGGAUCGCUGCUCCCUAUAUUCCAGGAAGCGUUGUCGUCAACAUCGGCGACUUGAUGGCCAAGGUCAGCGGUGGAAGGUGGGUUGCAACGAUGCAUAGGGUAAGAGCCACUAAUGCUGGAGGGGAGAGAAAAGGGAGAUAUUCGGUGCCGUACUUCUUUGAGCCCGGCAUGGACUGUGUAAUUAAGGCGGUGGGACAGGAGGAUGGCGUCGUAUACGGCGACCAUGUUUUGGAGAAGAUGAAAGGAUGGGUAGAAUUCCAAGACGUAGAUGGGGAAGAAGAGGCUUAGAUUAACUAGCCGGAUGCAAAGCAUUUUAAAUAUUCGCAGUAGUUAGAAACUCUCCUCAUUGCUACUUGACAUCGCCUAAGUGGGGGUAGCCUAAUUACAGUAAUCACUGCGACCACGUCCAGCA